This is a messenger RNA of Glycine soja, 733 nucleotides long. RefSeq lists its product as uncharacterized. NCBI's taxonomy places the organism in Eukaryota, Viridiplantae, Streptophyta, Magnoliopsida, Fabales, Fabaceae. The record is from RefSeq and is a predicted model, not a curated record. The transcript has 4 exons. Bases 81 to 614 code for a protein of 177 amino acids.
AACCUGACCCUCAUACAAGCCUCACUCUUUCUCUGUCUGUAACUUGGAAGUUGGAACCACCAAACUCAACUCAUCUCAGCAUGAAUUCUCUUUCUCUUUCUCUUGCUAUGCUUCUUCUCCUCCUCUGUGUUUCUGUGCAUGCAUGCUCCGCCCGUUCUCUUUAUCCUAGUCUUACUAAAAAAGACACCCCACAUAAGGAAUUAGACAAGCUCAAAUUAUUGGAGGCAUUAACUGCAUCCAGUACUGUGAAGAAUUACAAACUAGAGGAGAAUCAACCGCAGCAACAGAAAGUCGCAAAUAAUGAAAUAAACACUUAUGAGAGUUGUAGCGGUGCAUCAUCUACUUUGAAGGAAACGAUAGUAGAGGCAGCUUCAGUAAACAUAAUACCAAGUGACGGUGGUGAGCAUGCAACUGGGACAUCUUUUCAAAUGGAUUCGCCAUCCUUUCUUGCAACCCAGGAUGAGAGGAGGCAUGCCCGGUCAAUGCUGGGACCUGCUGAGCACAACGAUGAAGAAACAGUGGUUACAAAGACCAGUGACACCGAAGAGGACAUAGUCGAGAUGGAUUAUGCUCAACCCCAUCGGAAACCACCCAUUCACAAUGAAAAGCCUUAAUUGACUCCAUGCAUAUAUGCUUAUUUAAUUACAAUCUUUAUUUUCCAACAAUGCUUGAUGCCAUGUAGUUUUUGCCUUUCGAAGGAUGUCCGACAAUGUUGAGUUAUUUGCUUUCAAAA